Messenger RNA from Adelges cooleyi (spruce gall adelgid), 2680 nucleotides. It is a transcript of the gene su(w[a]), whose product is annotated as splicing factor, suppressor of white-apricot homolog. Lineage: Eukaryota; Metazoa; Arthropoda; Insecta; Hemiptera; Adelgidae. Gene Ontology annotation, biological process: mRNA 5'-splice site recognition; RNA processing. Gene Ontology annotation, molecular function: RNA binding. Bases 151 to 2562 code for a protein of 803 amino acids. The transcript has 14 exons. The record is from RefSeq and is a predicted model, not a curated record.
CAAUUCACAAGAAAAUAGAAUCUCGCCAAUAAACAAUGAUCGUUAGUACUUAAUAGUAAGAAAUGUGUUUUACAUUUUUACAGUUUUAUUGUUUCCAAAUUUUAAAUUUAUUAAAAUUGUCAGAAUAUUUAUAUCUUUUUGUACACUGAAAUGUCAUUCAAUAAUGCAUAUAAAAAUCGGUCAAACCACAAUGGUUCGUCGGAAGAUGAAAAACAAACAUUGUUGGUUUUUGGUUAUUCGUGUAAGUUAUUUAAAGAUGACGAGAAAGCAAUGUUUAUUGAUCAAGGUAAACACUUGAUACCAUGGAUGGGCGAUGAUUCACUAAAAAUUGAUAGAUAUGAUUGUCGAGGAGCUUUGAGCGACUUGAAAUCUGUAGAAGCUCUUCCAUUCGGCCAAAGUCAAUGGGAAGGAUGGACAGCUGAAGAAAAGAAAAUUGAGCAGCUGUGUGAUGAAGAAAGGUACAAAUCUCUAAAUGAUAAAAGUGAAGAAGAGCAAAUAUACCAAGAGGAAGAAUUAAAACGUCUACACCAAGCUUUAAAUAAUGAAGAUAAAGAGUAUGGCCAAGUUGGCUAUAAAUAUGAAGAUGAAUCAUCAAAUAUAUCUGAAGUUAAACCCGGAGAUGAGGCUGAUUACGAUCCCGAACUUGAAGAAGCUUUUAUUCCUCCUAGAGAAUUAGAUAUACCAUCCAACAUGCAUGUGCCGUCUACAAAAAAACUCAAUGCUAUUAUUGAAAAAACUGCAUUGUUUAUUUCUAAACACGGUGCACAAAUGGAAGUAUUGUUAAAAGCUAAACAAGCACAUAAUUCACAAUUUGAAUUUUUAUCUUAUGAUCGGCCACUUUAUCCAUAUUACCAACAUGUACUUAAUGCUAUUCGUUCAUGUCGAUACAACCCUACGCUUACUAAUGAUAGUGCUGAAGAUUCUUUAGAUUCAUCAAAUGAAGACAACUAUUUACAUCCGAGCUUACUAAAAAGUGCAAAACAACCAGAAACGACUCCAUUUAUACCAAACAUAUCAUACAAACCUUCUGCAGACUGUUCCUAUUCAUUGCUUGUGAAUAAAAUAAAAGAAAAACAAUCAGCAAUGCCGAUUGAAGAAGAAAUUUCUAAAAUAGAAGAACCUGCUUGUACUACAACUGUUACAAUUGUUUCUGAGUUUGAUGGUCUAACCAAAUCGGCUAGGAGACGUUUGAAAAAAAAAUUAGUUUCUCAAUCUGCAUCAAAUGCAUUAUCUAAUUCUCCAGAAUCAGACGACGUCAACAAUGUUGAUGAGUCAACGUUAAAAGAAGAGAACAAAAUAGAACAUGAUGGUGUGAAUGCAGUCCAACAAAAUGUCACGAGUGGAGUUGAUGUUCCUCCUUCUGAUUUACAAAUAAUCAUUGAUAAAAUGGCUUCUUACGUUACAAAAAAUGGGAAACAAUUUGAAGAAACUGCUCGUAAAAGACAGGAUCCAAGGCUAAAGUUUUUAGAACCUGAUGAUUGUUUCAAUGCUUAUUAUCUGCAAAAGCUCAAACUAUAUGCAACUAUUAAACGUUUAGAACAGACAGCUCCCCCAAAAGUUACUGCAGAUUCCAAAACCAAUUCUAAAUUGCCUGUUUGUUUUUCAUUAAAAAAACAAAAAGAAGCAGAACCUAUUGAAAUAAAAAAGAGUGCGUUAGAAGACAGUGGUAAUGAGAUUAGCGAUGAUGAGCGUAAAAAAGAUCACCCAGAUAAAAUAGAACGGGAUGAUCAUAGUAAAGCAAGCAAUCUAAAUGUCAAAGCACUUAAGAAAAAUGCUGCUAAAUUAGAUGAAGACAGAAUAAAAGACAAAAUAACCAUGGCAGCAAAAGAAAAGCUUGCUUCAAUAGAACGAGAACGUACCAAAAAGGAAAAGGAAAAAAUUCAAGCAGAAAGAAAAAGAAAAGCUGCACAAUUUUUAGCGUCUAUGAAAAUUGUUUCUUCAUUAAGUAAAAAUUCUUUUAACAAUAUAGACGACGAGAAAUGUUCAACCACAACUGCAAUCCCUGUUGACAAUUCAUCGGUAACAAAUUCUGUAAUAAUUGCUACGAAACAAACUUUAGAGACUAAUGAAAAAAAUGGUGUAACUCCUAAUGAUGUUCAAAUUGCAAAUAGUGGAAGUUCCAAAGGACUAGAUGUGAUUUCAAUUGGUUCUAGCGAUGAAGAUGUAAUCAGUUAUAAAGAAGUAAAUGGUGACAAAAAACUAAAAUUAUCAUUACAAUCCCGGCUACAAGAAACGCCAAAGGAGGAGAAACGCAAACGAGCGGAGGAUUAUGAGAAAGAAAAAGAUUUUUACAAGCGAAUUAAGCGCUACGACGAAGUCAAAGAAAAAUCUCCUGAGCGCUAUUCAUCUCGGGAUAAAGAAAGAAGUCGAAGACGAUCUAAAAGAUCUCAUUCCAAACGUCAUAGUUCUUCAAAAGACCAUAAAAGGGACCGUAGUCGAAGACGAUCAAAACAUAAGCACAAAUCGAAGAAAUCAAAAAAACAAUCACGCCAUCAUAGUUCGAGCCAACACUCUGAAUUGUCAGACAAUAGUACGGACACCAAUAAUAGUCGUCAUUCGUGAUACUAAAAUUAUUAUCUAUUAUUAUUAAUCGCUUAACACUAUUAUUUUGUACAAUAUGAUGGUUUCCACGUCAAUGUAUUUGUCAUUUUGUAAAUAAAAGAUAAAUUAUUUUCAUAUA